Phodopus roborovskii (desert hamster) is the source of this 757-nucleotide messenger RNA. It is a transcript of the gene Mrpl22, whose product is annotated as mitochondrial ribosomal protein L22. Gene Ontology annotation, biological process: translation; ribosome assembly. Gene Ontology annotation, molecular function: structural constituent of ribosome. The transcript is spliced from 7 exons. Gene Ontology annotation, cellular component: ribosome; mitochondrial large ribosomal subunit. NCBI's taxonomy places the organism in Eukaryota, Metazoa, Chordata, Mammalia, Rodentia, Cricetidae. Bases 29 to 700 code for a protein of 223 amino acids. The record is from RefSeq and is a predicted model, not a curated record.
CCGGUUUGUGGCUGGCCCCGGACUGCGCAUGCGUGAAGUCAGCGGUUGUUUGAACUCCGGGGCUUCCGUAGAGCCCGACAUGGCUGCUGCAGUGGUUCGAGAGUUGUGUGCACUGUGGGUACCUAACCUGAGGAUCUGGGCAACGCAGACGCUGCGAGUUUUACCCCAAUCAUGUGUCCACACAAGUGCUUCUCUUGAUGUUUCUCGAAGAUGGGAAAAGAAGAAUAAUAUUGUUUACCCACCACAACUGCCUGGUGAACCUCGGAGACCAGCAGAAAUUUACCAUUGUAGGAGACAAAUAAAAUACAGCAAGGACAAGAUGUGGUAUCUGGCAAAAUUGAUACGAGGCAUGUCUAUCGAUCAGGCUUUGGCUCAGUUGGAGUUCAAUGAUAAAAAGGGGGCUCAAAUAAUUAAAGAGGUACUCUUAGAAGCACAAGACAUGGCAGUGAGAGAACACAAUGUGGAGUUCAGAUCCAACUUAUACGUAGCUGAGUCUACCUCAGGUCGGGGCCAGUGCCUGAAGCGCCUCCGUUACCAUGGCCGAGGUCGCUUUGGAAUCAUGGAGAAGGUCUAUUGCCACUAUUUUGUGAAGCUGGUGGAAGGACCCCCACCCCCACCUGAAGCACCCAAGACAACAAUUGAUCAUGCCAAGGAGUAUAUUCAGCAACUUAGAAGCCGAACCAUCAUCCACACUCUGUGACAGUGAUUCUCUCUCCACAGUGUAUAUAUUUUACAUUUAUUUUAAAAAGUAAAACAA